Messenger RNA from Drosophila rhopaloa, 1900 nucleotides. RefSeq lists its product as uncharacterized. The record is from RefSeq and is a predicted model, not a curated record. The coding region runs from base 120 to 1661 and encodes 513 amino acids. The transcript has 8 exons. Lineage: Eukaryota; Metazoa; Arthropoda; Insecta; Diptera; Drosophilidae.
UUGCCUAAUCAAAUUUAAAAUUUGAAAUUAUUUUUCUACACUUUUAGGCUUUCUCACAUACAUAGCAAAGGGCGGGGUCUCGGAUUAAGACAUUGGGGUGAUGACAACUAGAUUAUAUUAUGUUUUGUGACGAGCCUGCGCCAGAGCCGGAGAAGAUCAUCUGUCGCUGCAAAAACUGUGUACUUCGCCACUCGGAUAUCCUUCCCUGGCCAGAGCCCCUGGGAGUAAUGGCUGAACAGGACGGCAAUAAAGAUGGUACUGCAAGUCGUCGAAUGUCCACCCGUACAGUUCUGUCGGUGGAUAGCGAGUACCCCACUCGAGAUGGCGAUGAUAAGCAGAACAAAGAUUAUACUCCAAAUCGUUAUGACGCAACUGCCCCUGGCUCUCCUGUUCGGGAAAUUAUCCAUGAGGGAUAUACUCCAAAUCUCAGAGGGGCCAAUAGUACUGAACGAUUCGGAGACAAUACGCCAAUGCGGGUUCCAACUCAGGCUCCAGCUCAACCUACUAUUCUGCUGAUUGUGGUCAACAAGAACGAUCCACCACCGUUUCCAGACAGAGGGUAUCCGGGCGCAGGAGCAGGCCGGGGAUAUCACGGUCAAGGACCGGUACCUAGGGGUUUUCCAGGUCAGGGCCGAUGUCCACCAAACUAUUAUCCACCACCUCCGUCAGGACCUUCAACCAGACCAAGACCAAGACCAAACUACGGCCAAGAGCAUUUUCGCUGUGACAACCGGCGAUUCAGCGACGACUACCGGAAUAAUCGAUUUGGAUACUACGAUGACUGGAGGAGACAGCCAAGAAGAUACUCCAACAAUGUCUACGCCGACCAACCACGUAUUUAUCGCCAUCCAGAAGCGCGACGCGAUUGUCGGUGCCCCAAUGUGGAGAAGUCUCAACCGGGAAGUCCGCCAAAUAAGAUGGAUACUGAUUAUCCCAACGACGAUUUCCUUCAAACAUUCGGUAAUAAAGCAAACAAAAAUCGUCUCGUAGGAAGUGGAAACGGAAAGGGCCACUCAUGUCAUUGUAAGGGAUCCGAUUCAAUGAGACCUCCCAGAAAUGAACCAGAAAACGAAAGAGAUGAAGAAAUGGGAACACCACAUAACACAAUGGAAAACUUUUUGGAAAUGGAAAGCCCGGAGGAGAUGCAGGAAGUCAUUGUUACCGAUGCCAAAAACAAGGCCUACAAAUGCAUACAGGUACCCAUUUGCAUAUCAACAGGAGAAACGAACACCUGUCGCUGUUGCAGAUGUGCUCAGGAAUCUCCGGAUGCUGACGAAGAGGAGUUUGAUGACGAGGAGGCUGAGUGUAUCUGCAAUCCACAGGGCAAAUGCACCUGUGUUCCCGGCCAAAUGUUCCAGGAUGACUUUGGCUGCGAGUGUGAUCUUACCAAUUUGGAGCGUACUCUGCGGGAUCUCAUACCCAAUGCCGAUUGUAUUUGCUAUUUGAAGAAGAAACGCCGCAAACGACGCAAGAAAUGGGCUCCUAAAGUCUACUACGAUCGCUUUGCAAAUCCUCCGUUUGUUCUCAAUCCGAAACCCAGAUGUUUAGAAUACGGCCGCAGUCCUUAUUGCAAUCCUUGCUAUAAUCCUUGCUGCUGUGCACCUCUUGCAAAGAGCUGCUACACCUGUGACUAUGGAUGUGGAGGGUGUUGUAGGUGUUAGAAACGGAUUUCUACUAUAACAUCUUAUCUCUCCGACAUAUUUAAGAUAUUCAAAUCCUCAUUAUUUUGUCAGCUUAUGCCAGAAAACUUCUUAAAAUUAGUUUUCUGACGUUCUCUGACAAUUUUUGAGGAUCUCAUAUGAAACAAAACAAUUUUUUUUAAGGGGACUAUAAUGAGAUCAUUCUAUACAGAAAAAUAAAUUAAAUUAAAGCAAAAAGAUCUUCUAAUGGUUGAUAUAAA